AGCUUUUCAUAUGUGACUCCCGUUAGCUAGCCAAGCCGGUAAAAGAAACUGCGCGUUGUCAUUACUGUCACUGAGAGUAAGUGAUGUUCAGAUUUGAGGCGGAAGUUGUGGAACGUCUACGUCCCCCGAUUGCGUGCGUGCGCGUGUGUGUCUCUCUGUGUGUGUGUGUGUGUAGCGGCUAGUGAGCCUGUGAAGUGAUGGCAGGGGAAGAGUCGACUCUCAGAGAGGAAUGAGAACUUGUUGGGGAUGGCGGACAAACCUCCGUCAUUGAUUUUGAAGCUAUUUGCGGCUGCAUUUUACGGUCUGAGCUCGUUCCUAAUCGUCGUGGUGAACAAAAGCGUCCUCACUAACUACAGGUUCCCCUCUUCGAUAUGUGUCGGAAUUGGACAAAUGUUGGCCACGGUGGUUGUGCUGUGGGUGGGCAAGGCUGCGAGGGUGAUCACCUUCCCAGACUGUGAUGAGAGCAUACCUCGGAAGACGUUUCCUCUACCUCUCCUUUAUGUGGGAAAUCAAAUCACUGGUCUGUUUGGAACCAAAAGGCUGAAUUUGCCGAUGUUUACUGUCCUCAGGAGGUUCUCCAUCUUAUUCACAAUGAUGGCUGAGGGACUUCUGCUCAAGAAGAAAUUCUCCAGGCCAGUCCAACUGACAGUAUUUACAAUGAUCCUUGGGGCGUUUAUAGCCGCCAGUGCUGACUUAUCCUUUGACCUGCAAGGCUAUGUGUUUAUUCUUCUCAAUGAUGUGCUGACUGCAGCCAACGGAGCCUACGUAAAACAAAAAUUAGAUGCAAAGGAGCUGGGGAAAUAUGGACUGUUGUAUUAUAAUGCAUUAUUUAUGAUCAUUCCCACUAUACUGUUGGCUCAUGUGACUGGAGAUAUGCAGAAGGCAGUGGAAUAUGAUGGUUGGUCAGAUGUAUUUUUCCUCAGUCAGUUCGUCCUCUCUUGCAUCAUGGGGUUUGUUCUGAUGUAUUCCACUGUGCUUUGUACACAGUACAACUCUGCAUUAACAACUACGAUUGUGGGCUGUAUAAAGAAUGUCUUGGUGACAUACAUUGGAAUGGUGUUCAGUGGAGACUACAUUUUCUCUUGGACUAACUUCAUAGGAUUGAAUAUCAGUAUCGCAGGCAGCCUGGUGUACUCCUACAUCACUCUCACAGAGGAGCAGUCCAACAAAGCAAGUGAAAGUGCCAAACUGGACAAGGUGGUUGUAUGACAGAGACACUGGAUUUUAUUAUUUUUUUGUUGAUGAACAGGAAAACUCUAUUUUUGGUACUUUACUAUUUCUAUUUAUGGAGUAUUUUAACAGCAAAGGUCCGAAUGGAAACGAUGUUCUGACAACUUCCUUUGUCUGUUGUGGAAAUGUUGCCAUGGUUUCAAAUCUGCCAGAGGGAUUGUGGGUUGGUUUUUAGAUGGUGUCUUCUUUUUAAAUAUUUCUAUUUUGAUACUUUACAUGUAAGUAUUGAGAAGAAGGGAAACAUGGAACCAGUAUUAUUUAUAUCACAGUGUUUCCUGACAUUUAGACAAAGUGAACGUUUAAAAUUAGAUAAUCGGAUGAAGUAACGUUUCCUGAACACAGGAGUAAACAGCUGGAAUGAUCAUUGGUUUUAAGGUGUGUGUGUACUCAUGAAUCCUGGGAACAGUAAGUAAUGAUUAUUUUAAAGGCACAAUCCUUAUUCUUAUUGACAUUUUUGGUUUGUUGUUUACAAGGAAUGUAACAUAAGAUGCGUUUUAAGCACAGUAAGACGCACUGACACUCUUUAUCUGUUGUUUUGGUUAUUUUAUACAUUUCUUUUAAUUUUUUGUGCGCACACUGUUAAAAGCUUGUUACAGAUGAACAGUAUUGGCAUGAUUUAACCUCAUCCUUCAAACAACCAAAGGGGACUGGGCAGUGGGCUGCCAGAUCCCAUCAAGGAUUGUGGCUUUAAAUAAUGAUGCUGCCUCUUUUAGGGAAAUAAUUAAAGAUUACAGUUUACAUGUUGCUCCCUCAGUAUUACUAAAUGGUUGUUGUGUAUUCUCCCAGGCUGUAACUGGUUCUCUCUAUGCAGAAUUAACUUAUGGUUUGUUAUUUGUAGAGAGGGAUCCAUUUGUUCUUUAUUCUUGAUACGAUGUUAUCGCACUUUUUACUGAGGUAGCACCUGCAAAAAGGGUGAAACUGAAUUGCCUCAUCUCCUGUUACAUACAUUGUUGACAUUGAGAUUAUUAUGCUUUCCUGAAAUCUUCCUUUCAGGUUUUUUUUAAGUAUUACAAGAGAAACACAGUUUUCUACACCUUAACAGUCAGGUACGUGUGUUUUUUUUUUUUGGGGGGGGGGGUUGUUUGUUUUGUUUUUUGUUUUUUUUUUUUGCAUUUUUAUCUACAUCAUUUUAUAUUUAUUCCUUUUUUAGACUAAUAUUCAUUUUGUAGGUGGUGUGUGCAUUGUUGAUGCUGAUUUCAUCUCAAAAACAGUGACCAUUGACUUGUAGCAAUGAUCUAUUUUUAAACAAUAAUAUUAAAAAAAAAAAACAACCCUCUGA
Messenger RNA from Scatophagus argus, 2509 nucleotides. RefSeq names its product UDP-N-acetylglucosamine/UDP-glucose/GDP-mannose transporter-like. Bases 247 to 1209 code for a protein of 320 amino acids. Lineage: Eukaryota; Metazoa; Chordata; Actinopteri; Scatophagidae. Gene Ontology annotation, cellular component: Golgi apparatus. The record is from RefSeq and is a predicted model, not a curated record. The transcript has 12 exons. Gene Ontology annotation, molecular function: antiporter activity; GDP-fucose transmembrane transporter activity.